AUGAUGAGCAAGUGGAGGAGUCCCAACCGUCGAGUCGGAGUGAGCCGGACUGCUCGGGCUCCAGUCGGGGCGCCGGCCGGGGCCACACCGGCCGGGGCUACGCCGGCCGGGCCCACGCCGGCCGGGGCCACUCCGGCCAGGGCUUCGUGGAAGCAUUGGCGGACACACCACAGCUCAUUUACUCACGCCAGGAGAGCGAGACUCGCAUUCAGAGUCGAGCAGAGCUUGUUUCUGAAUGAUUGGACCAUGCCACGGAAGGGCACCGCCAAAUAUCUUCAAACAUACCUUGUCCAUACCUUCCCGAACAUUCUUCAAGCCUGCUUGUCUCUCUCUCUGUCUCCUUUUUAUGCUUUCCGACAGGAGCUCUUGGCACAAAGAUCACCUUUCGCGGCCGAGGCGGCCGAGGCGGCCGAGGGGGCCGAGGGGGCCGAGGCGGCCGAGGGCCUUCGAAUAGCGGCGGUGGCCUACCCGGAUUCCGACUUGGAAGGCAUGCUGUUACAGGAGCUCGUGGCCGGCGAGCUGCCGCCUUCCUGGUGGCGCCGCUGCAAGGAAGCCGCGAAGCGCAAGGCACUGCUCAUGGCGCUGCGCGUCGGCAACAUGCAGGCGGUGUAUGCCAUGCAGCCCGAGAGCACGUGCUUCAGGGCGGAGCUGGAGUGCUUCGAGCCGGAUGCUUCCUUCCUCUCCGAAGCGCUGCGGGAGCUCUGGGCCGAUGCCGAGGACGCGCACUGCCGCUCUGCGAGGAUGAAAGGCCUCAGGAGUGAAGUUGCCGAUGCAACCGCCAGGGCUUGGAAGGGCGAUCGCUGUGCGGCUUCGGUGGCUUGGCUGCUGCAACGUGGUGCGCCAGCAGCAGUGCUGCUGCCGGAGGAGCCAGGCCCUGCAGCGUUGGCCGUGCGGCUUCGUGGCUUGAGGCUGCUGCAGGACCUCGGCGAGCAGGCCGCACCUGCAGCCACGGCCGUGGCGGGUUGCUUGCGCGAUCCAGAGGUGCAUGGCCGACGUGCUGCAGCGGAGGCUCUUGCCUGCUUGGGUGCUGUCGCUGGCCAAGCGCCUCGGGCAGUGCCUCGGCUGCUGCGCCUUCUGGAGCAGGAGGCCAAUCCGCAGUGUCGGGAGUCGGCUGCACGCGCUUUGGGCUCUUUGGGCCCAGAGGGUCGGCAAGCAGCCGAGUCAGCUCUUCGGCAUCCAGAUCUGGACGUGCGUGGCCUGGCCUGCACAGCACUGGAAGCCUGCCUCACGCAGGCCACGCAGGCAACGCAGGCGCUGCUCUCGUGGCUCCAGGAUGGUGGAGCGCCGGAGGCACCCUUGAGGGCUCGGGCUGUGCAGGCACUGGGCAGGCUUGGGGACAGCAGGGCGCUUCCGCUCCUUGUGGCCUUCGCUGCAGAUCCCGACCCAAGCGUGCGGGAAGCCUCGCUGCUGGCCCUCGGCGCCGGUGCAUGCUCCAGUUGCGAAUGGGACCUCGUGCUCCCCACGCUUGCCGCUGCUUUGGACGAUGCAGAAGACUCCGUUCGAGAGGCAGCCGCUCGAGCAUUGGCGAGGGAGGAGCCAGAGAAAAAGAAGUGCCGUUCUUGCCCAUGA
Messenger RNA from Symbiodinium natans, 1569 nucleotides. The record is from the annotation of a GenBank genome assembly. NCBI's taxonomy places the organism in Eukaryota, Dinophyceae, Suessiales, Symbiodiniaceae.